AAUAACAACGAAUUUCAAACAACUCAUUCAACAAAAAUGAAUGAGAAAAAAUUGAUUAAUGAAAUUACUGAGUUACGUGAAGUGUUACGCGUAAAGGAAGCUCAACUUGCUGCUCUAAGGCGCGAAAAACAAAUUCUACAAAAUUAUGGCUUAAGUAACGAAGAAAUCUCAAGAUAUAGCAGACAGAUCUUUUUACCAGAAAUUGGCGUUAAAGGUCAAGUAAAAUUAAAAAAUAGUGCAGUAUUAAUUGUAGGAGCAGGUGGUCUUGGAUGCCCUGCUGCAUUAUACUUGGCAUCUUCUGGUGUUGGACAUAUUGGUAUAAUUGACUAUGAUGAUGUUGAAAUUAAUAAUCUUCAUAGACAAUUAUUAUAUGCAGAAACAAGCAUUGGAACAUCAAAAGUAAAUGCUGCUGCAGAAAGUCUUAAUCGCUUGAACAGUGAUAUUAAAAUUACACCAUAUAAGAUUCAACUAAAUAGUAGUAAUACUUUGGAAAUAAUAAAAUGUUAUGAUGUUGUGUUAGAUGCUACUGAUAAUGUAGCUACACGUUAUUUAUUGAAUGAUGCAUGUGUUCUAAGUAAGAAACCUCUAGUAUCUGGAUCAGCAUUAAGAUUUGAAGGUCAUUUAUCUGUAUUUAAUUACAAUGGUCCGUGCUACAGAUGUAUAUUUCCUAAACCUCCCCCUCCAGAAACAGUAACAAAUUGUGGAGAUGGUGGGGUUUUUGGUCCAGCUGUUGGUACCAUUGGUGUUCUACAAGCAUUAGAAGCUCUAAAAAUUGUACUCAAUGUUCCUUAUGUAUUAUCCGGUCAACUUCUAUUAUUUGACGGACUAGAAACGAAAUUUCGCAAUAUCAGUUUGCGUGCCAAAAAUGCAAACUGUGCCGUUUGCGGUGAACACCCAACUAUACAUAAGCUAAUUGAUUACGAGCAAUUUUGUGGUGCAAAAGCAAACGAUAAGGAUCCAAAAUUAAAUUUAUUAAGAAAAGAAGAACGAAUAAGUGUGGAAGAAUAUAACACAUCACUGAAAUUGGGUACAAAAGGUCAUAUAUUGAUUGAUGUGCGAUCUCCCGAAGAAUUUGAAAUCUGCCAUUUACAGAAUUCUAUAAAUAUCCCAAUAAGUGAAAUUAAUAACAAUGAACAAGUAACAUUAAUAAAAAAUAAAAUAAAAGAAAUACAAGAACAACACAGUGAAACUAGUUUGUACGUUAUGUGUAGAAGAGGAAAUGAUUCACAAAAAGCUGUAAAAAGUCUUCAAAAAGCAUUUAACAAAAGCAAUUUGGAGAUAAAAGAUAUAAUUGGCGGAAUGCACGCUUGGAGUAAAAAAAUCGAUCAUACAUUUCCUGUAUACUAA
Messenger RNA from Habropoda laboriosa, 1347 nucleotides. It is a transcript of the gene Uba4, whose product is annotated as adenylyltransferase and sulfurtransferase MOCS3. Gene Ontology annotation, cellular component: cytoplasm; cytosol. NCBI's taxonomy places the organism in Eukaryota, Metazoa, Arthropoda, Insecta, Hymenoptera, Apidae. Gene Ontology annotation, biological process: protein urmylation; tRNA wobble position uridine thiolation. The transcript is spliced from 5 exons. The record is from RefSeq and is a predicted model, not a curated record. Gene Ontology annotation, molecular function: URM1 activating enzyme activity; adenylyltransferase activity; thiosulfate-cyanide sulfurtransferase activity. The coding region runs from base 37 to 1347 and encodes 436 amino acids.